Brenthis ino (lesser marbled fritillary) is the source of this 270-nucleotide messenger RNA. The record is from the annotation of a GenBank genome assembly. NCBI's taxonomy places the organism in Eukaryota, Metazoa, Arthropoda, Insecta, Lepidoptera, Nymphalidae.
AUGGUACUGACACGAUUUAUUGACAAAAUUCACAGUUGCUUACAGCACAAGGUUCGCGUACAAAAUGGUGAAUGUUUCCUGAAAACGAUCCUCGCGUGCCGUAAUUGCCAACGGUCUGCUGAACACGGACUCGAAAGUAUCGGCGCCACGGCCGCUGCACUCCUCACGCACUUACGUAACAUCCACUGCAACCUACAUCUUUUAAAUCGAAACGCCUGCGAAACUUCAGGAGAUCGAAGAGGCGGCCAUGAAAACGUGUCGCCGCAGAGA